This is a messenger RNA of Juglans microcarpa x Juglans regia, 3559 nucleotides long. RefSeq names its product kinesin-like protein KIN-14L. Gene Ontology annotation, molecular function: microtubule binding; microtubule motor activity; ATP binding. Gene Ontology annotation, biological process: microtubule-based movement. The record is from RefSeq and is a predicted model, not a curated record. The coding region runs from base 201 to 3371 and encodes 1056 amino acids. The transcript has 20 exons. Lineage: Eukaryota; Viridiplantae; Streptophyta; Magnoliopsida; Fagales; Juglandaceae.
UUCAAAAAAUAAAGAGUAACGUUACGAUUUCGUAGCCCCAGUCUCCAGAUUCGGAUCCCAACCUUGACCCGAGGCAAAAGUAAAAAAGAUCGCCCUCAGGCCAGAAUCACUCUCUCUGUUCCAUUUCAACUCCGAGAAAGCAAAAUAGGAAAGAACAGGUGCUUUGCAAUUUCAAGAAGCAAAGAGUGGUUGGGUUUUCCAUGGAGGAUUGUUCAAGAACUCACGAGUUGCAUGACCUCAACUUGGCUUCAAGAAAAGCUGAAGAAGCAGCUUGGAGGCGAUACCAAGCUGUCAGUUGGCUGCAGAGCUUGGUCGGCCCGCUCGGCAUAUCAAACCAGCCUUCGGAGAGGGCAUUCAUUUCUUGCUUGAGAAAUGGUCUGGUCCUAUGCAAUGCCAUCAACAAGAUUAACCCAGGAUCAGUGCCCAAGGUCGUGGAGAAUCAAUCACAUUUACAAUCAGUCACCUGGGAAUCUCAGUCAUUGCCUGCCUAUCAGUACUUUGAGAAUGUGCGGAACUUUUUGGUGGCUGUGGAAGAGCUGAAGCUGCCUGCUUUUGAAGCAUCUGAUCUUGAAAGGGAUGCAUUGGAGGCCGGAUCCGUGUCCAAGGUUGUUGAUUGCAUAUUGGCGCUUAAAUCGUAUCAUGAAUGGAAACAGAUGGGCAGCGGGAAUGGGUCUUACAGAAGUGCAAAAUCUCCUUUGGUCAAGCAUUCUGCCAGCAGAAUGAACACGGGCAACUUUGGUCAUGCCUUAACAGCAAUUUCAUCAGACUCCUCCAGGCGGUUAGAUAUGUCUGCAGCAUGUGAGAAACAGCCACCUGUUGAGGGUGCCAAUCAGAAACUUGAAGGGGCUAUUGUAAAGUUACUUGCUGACUGCAUGGUUGACUCAAAGGAAAACAUUGAUGACAACUUCAUUGCUUCCUUCCGGGACAGAAACCUGGUAACAAUAAGGGCAUUGGAUCCAGUAAAGCUAUUAGGCAGAAUUGUCUCAAGUUGUUUGGAAGGAAAGGUUCAGAACAAGAUCCCCAAGAUGCAAAUGAAGAUAAAAGAUUUAUUCGAAGAAAGAAGUAGCUCACCUCCCCAAUCAACAUUUAAGCCUUUGGAGGAUAUAUCUGCACUUGAAAACUUCAAGGGACCCAGCUCUCACUUGAGAAAAGGUAACUGCAACCACAGGCAUCUAUUUAAAAUGCAAGAAAAGGAGCUUUUGGAUCUCAAGGCCCUUUGGUCAUCAACAAAAAAGGAGUUUGAAUACUUGCAGUCCCAGUUGCAGAGGGAUUUGAAAGACCUGGAAUAUCGGGUACAGGAAAUGUCUUCUGCUGCUAGUGGAUAUUAUAGAGUCGUGAAGGAGAACAGAAAUUUGUACAACAUGGUUCAGGAUUUGAAAGGGAAUAUUCGAGUAUACUGCAGGAUUAGGCCCUCCUUUAGUCCAGAAACCAAAAACAUGAUAGAUUUUAUUGGAGAAGAUGGCACGCUUGUGAUCGUAGAUCCAUUAAAGCCCCAAAAAGAGGGAAAGAAAGUUUUUCAGUUUAACAGGGUCUUUAGUCCCACCGCUACCCAAGAUGAAGUUUUUAAGGACACACAACCAUUAAUUCGGUCUGUAAUGGAUGGUUACAAUGUAUGCAUUUUUGCUUAUGGUCAAACUGGAUCUGGAAAAACACAUACCAUGAGUGGCCCUCCAGGUGGGUCGAUGAAAGACAGAGGGAUCAAUUAUCUUGCUCUGAACUAUCUCUUCCAGUUGUCUAAUAAAAGAAAAGACGUGAUAAAUUAUGACAUUCAUGUCCAGAUGGUUGAAAUAUAUAAUGAACAAGUACGCGACCUUCUUGCAGAAGAUUCAUCAACUACCAAGUUAGAAAUUCGGAGCUGUACUAGCGAUAAUGGCUUUUGUCUUCCCAAUGCUACUAUGCGGACUGUUAAGUCCACCACUGAGGUUCUGAACCUAAUGAAAUUUGGUGAGGUGAAUCGAGCUGUCAGUUCUACUGCAAUUAACAACCGAAGUAGUCGUUCUCACAGUGUUCUCACAGUUCAUGUGCAUGGAGAAGAUAUAUCCGGAAACAUUCUUCGUAGUUGCCUGCAUUUGGUAGACCUUGCAGGAAGUGAACGAGUGGACAAAUCUGAAGUUACAGGAGACAGGCUCAAGGAGGCACAGUAUAUUAACAAGUCUCUUUCUUGUCUAGGAGAUGUUAUUAUGGCCUUGGCUCAGAAAAACUCACACAUCCCUUACCGAAACAGCAAACUCACACUGCUCUUGCAAGAUUCCUUAGGUGGACAUGCUAAAACGUUAAUGUUUGCUCAUGUGAGUCCGGAAGAAGAUUCUUUUGGUGAAACAGUCAGCACUCUAAAGUUUGCUCAGAGGGUCUCGACUGUUGAACUCGGAGCUGCUCGUCCAAACAGGGAGAGCAGAGACGUUAUGCAACUUAAGGAACAGAUUGAGAGCCUAAAGAAGGCCUUGGCAAACAAGGAAGCUCAGAGUAUGCAGUUAAACAAAACAAAGGAGCUGAAAUCUCCCUGUGAGAAACCAAGAGCAGUGGCUGAGAGAACUCCUCCACGUCCUCGAAGACUGAGCAUUGAGAAUUGUAGCACAAAAACUGAGAAACAAAUGAAUAUUGAAGAUAGGAAGGGAACCGCUUCUGUGCCAACUCGUUCAAGAAGGUUGAGUUUGGAAGGUCCAUAUGUUAAGAAGGAUAAUUUGCAGAUAAAAGUGUCAGAUGAUGGAACAAAGCCUCUAUCAUCUGAGACAGUGUCGGCGCAGAAGUACAGGCACAUUCAAGAUGCAGAUGCGGUCACAAAGCUUUACGGGCAUUUUAGCAAUGGAGGUUCCUUGGCAAUGAAUGUAUCUCAUGCUAAGGCUCCCCGCCAAAGUCCUACUAGUACUAACUAUCAGAAGCGAUUCCUAAAAACAGAUGGUAGAACACAAAUUCCUACUCUUCAGCUACCAAAGACACCUGAACCAACAAUACUCACCAGAAAUGAGGCUCAGGUUGUUGUGAUACAAGGUGAGCUCAGUCUUUCUAAAGAGUCCCAGACCCCCAACUUGAUUAGUAGCACGAAUGGUAAAGGGUCUCAAAUAAGGAGAUCACUGAGGACGAUUGGAAAGCUGAUAAAUGGCUCUGAGAAGAGGAACCAGCAGAACCUGAUGGAACCACGGUCACCAAUCAAAGGUGCAGCUGAUAUAAACGAGGUAAAGACACCAAUGACAGCUAAUGGUAGGAUUCAGAGGCGGCAAUCCCUAACCGGCAUUCAAGCAUCAGGAUCUGACAAGUCACGAAGAUCUUCUCUUGGAGGGAAGCCAACUGACUCUAAUGCAAAAGAUGAUAGGAAUGCCAAGACACCUCCACCAGUCCACCCAUCAACAAAGACUAUGAAGCGUUGGUUAUAGACAGCAUGACAUUAGGUGCAGAUGAUUGCAGUGGUGCUUUGACUCAAAGCAUGCUGACAUGCUGACAAUUGAGCUACAACACACGUAAACCUGGAAUAGAUUUCAGGUGUCUGAUCGAGUGAUCGGAAUAUUUAACAUACUGUCCAUGUUUAAAGGGAGCAGAAUAAUAUCAGAUGGGGCGAACUGUC